Candidozyma duobushaemuli is the source of this 1542-nucleotide messenger RNA. RefSeq lists its product as uncharacterized. The record is from RefSeq and is a predicted model, not a curated record. Gene Ontology annotation, molecular function: triacylglycerol lipase activity. Gene Ontology annotation, biological process: lipid catabolic process. Lineage: Eukaryota; Fungi; Ascomycota; Pichiomycetes; Serinales; Metschnikowiaceae. The transcript has a single exon. The coding region runs from base 1 to 1542 and encodes 513 amino acids.
AUGCUUCUCUUGUCACUCCUUUUAUGGGUAGCCGCAGUUUCGGCCAUUCUCGUCAAACCCACUCCUGCUAGCGAAGAUAGCUUCUACCAUCCUCCAGCCAACAUCUCCGACUACAAAAACGGUGAUAUUAUCGGAUGGAGACCUGCUCCGGCCAAAAUCAGAUCCAUCUACUUCCCUGUAAACGUCAAAAACGCUUGGCAGCUCCAGGUGCGCUCGGAAAACUCGCACGGUGAACCUCAACAGAUUGUUACCACUAUCUUGGAACCCUACGAUGCAGACCCAAAGAAGCUCUUGUCUUACCAGGCUGCUCAGGAUUCAGCCUCCAUCGACUGCUCGCCCUCGUACUCCAUGUUGUUCAACGCUCCCAUGAAUACCAUUGUGCUCCAGGCGGAAAUGGUCCUCAUGCAAACGGCUUUAGCUAAAGGCUGGUUUUUGGUUGUUCCUGAUUACGAAGGAAACCAGGGCGCCUUUACCGCUGGAAUCCAAUCUGGUCAGGCAACUCUUGACUCACUUCGUGCCGCUUUGAAUUCGGAAGAUCUCUCUGGAAUCGACCCCAAGGCCAAAGCGGCCUUUUGGGGCUACUCAGGUGGAACCAUUGCCUCAGGAUGGGCUGCUUCUCUCCAGCCCCAAUACGCUCCGGAACUUAAAGAAAACCUCAUUGGCUGUGCUGUCGGUGGCUGGGUUACCAACAUCACUUUGACUGCCGAGGCCACGGAUGGUACGCUUUUUGCUGGUCUUAUUCCAAACGCCCUCAAUGGCUUGCUUUCUGAGUACCCCAGUCUCGACGGUUUCCUUGAAGAAGAAAUGAAAGCUACCAAGAUCCUGGCCUUCAAAAAAGCCAAGGACUACUGUAUCUCGGAAGCCACCCGGAAAUACCUCUUCACCAAGUUUUUCAGCGGCAUUGGCAAGUGGGCCAAAAGAGGAUGGGGCGUUUUUGACAAUCCCCAGUUGCUGGAGGUGAUCACCAACAACACCGUGGCGCUCUCGCCCGACGGACCCAUUCCUGAAAUCCCCAUGUUUGUUUUCCACGGUAAGGCGGACGAGGUGGUUCCUUUUUCGGGUGCUCAAAGAGGCUACGAUAACUACUGUAAAUGGGGCAUCAACAGUUUCGAGUUUGCCAUUUCGAAAACCACAGGCCACAUUCUUGAAGUUCUCGAGGGCAGCGGUGCUGCUCUUGUCUGGCUUGAAAAAAUGUUCAAUGGUGAAAAACCGGUAGAGGGUUGUCAGGCAACCGAAAGAUCCACCAACAUUCUUUAUCCGGGCGCCGAUGUCCAGUAUCACCAGAUCGUGGCCACUCUUUUCAGCUCCUUCUUUGGUGGAAAAAUUGGCGAAACUACUGGAGACAUUGACGAUUCGACGUUGGUGAGCUGGAUGUUGCAGCAGAUUUUCGGAUGGGUGUUUACGUUCCUCGGACCUAUUCCGUUCAAGAGAGACCUCAGUGCCAACAGCACGGUGACUGAGUUGAAGGGCUUGAACGAUAUGCUUGCCUUGUGGAGAAGCCACGAUAUCGACGUUCUCGCCAAGACGGUUAUUCCAGAGUAG